ACCGGAACGCAGAGCGACCACACUUGAUCAUCAUUUCCUCCCGCCCCAGAGGUUAUCGUGAAACGUUCUUAGCGUGCUGGUAGGCAGUUCACCUUCUUCUUUCCUCUCAUCCUCUUCUUCGUUCGGGUCUCUCACUUUUUGGGUCUUUACUGACCUUUUUCCGUCUUUCAGACGUUGACCGUCCUGGUUUCCUUUCAUUUUCUGCAAACUGGUGCUGCAGCCUCCUCUGUCGCGUCCACUCUCUGGAAGAGCUCCCUUCUCGCCGCCAAACACUAGGAGUUGUCUCUUCAGAACUUCCUCUAUUCCUUACUUCCGCCAUUCGUAAGGUCUCUCCUCUGGUUUAAACCGGCAUCCACCCUGAACAGUUCGUUCCCCCGGUUUUGAUAGUCCGUAACCACACAAAUAGAACAACAUGGUCUCCAAGGUUCUUUUGGGAUGCUGGGCAUUCGUCGAUGUAUGGCUGCUUGCAGCUGGAGUGCUCUCACUUAUCAUGUCCUUGGUCUGGAAAGCUCCUAACCUGAUGAUCAAUUUCACUAUGGACGCCUCCGAGUUGACUGCUGGAACUGCCCUUGGCAUUAUGCUCCUAAUCACAUUCGCGAUAUCUAUAUUCGCAAUCGUCCAGAGGAAUCAUGUCACCGGGGGGCUCGUUUUGCUCAACUGGGUCCUCAUAGCGGACAGUAUAGCAGUGAUCGUCAUUGGUACCUAUAUCUGGUUCUCCACUCUCCAGGAGCGCAAUCACUACUUUGGGGUGUGGCAAUCGACGACGCCAGACGUUAGAAUUCAGAUACAGGAAAAGUUCCAAUGCUGCGGAUAUUUUCUGCAAAACGACACCGUCGAAUUCACUGGCUUCUGUGCGAACAAGACGUUUGUCGACACCCUAGUCAACGCAACCGAUCCGGACCAAUUCCGCUGCGUGAGGCCCAUAACAGCUUUCACUGAUCCGAUGUUGAACAAUAUAUUCUCAUCUACGGCUUCAUGGCAAUCCUCAUUUGCCUAUUCCUAGCAUCAAUUUGCAUCAUCAACAAGAGAAUGGAAGCGGAACGAUUCAAGAGAAUCGAUACGAAGCGAGGCGGCGGCAGAGCCUUCGUUUAAACGAUCCUCAAGAGCAGCCCAAUGGCCCGUCUUCGCUUUCCUCGGCCCUCCGUCCACGCCUGUAUUCUCUUUCUUUGUCGUUCAUAUCGUUUCCCUUUCGAGUUCUGGGAUGGCUUUGGCCCAUCACACUGCUUUUUCUCUCCUUCACCUCCUACACUGUCGAGCCACACCUUCCCACCUUCUCCCCUUCCCUCCUACCCUACCUCUCUCUUGUUUGCGCUUUUGCCAGUCGUCAGUGUCUCAAUUGUAACCUCGGACUGACCUAGGCCAUGGUCAAUUUUUGUUUUUGUUCUUUGUCCUCAGGUUAUGUGUUACUACAUCUCUCUUUUCCCUCUUCCUCGAGACCUAUCAAUCCCCUCAGGCGGUUCUGUUUUUGGGCAACUCAACAUUCCUAUUCUUGGAUAAAUGUACAUACUUUACUGGUUGGCGGAAAUUCAUUAAGGGCUGGGGCCGAAUGAUAAUCCGAGGUGAUUCAAAAUGCAUUGCGGCGCCAGGCUGAGGCUGGGAUUCACUGGCCAGAUAUUCUGACAAACAUACUUGAUGAUUAGAAAGGGGACUGCUGUGUCAGAGAUCGUCGCAUCACAACGCCCAAUAGACAACAUAUCGACAU
Messenger RNA from Somion occarium, 1702 nucleotides. The record is from the annotation of a GenBank genome assembly. NCBI's taxonomy places the organism in Eukaryota, Fungi, Basidiomycota, Agaricomycetes, Polyporales, Cerrenaceae.